GUGCGGCGGUGGCGGCAGAGCCACAAUCCGAAGCAACAGUCUCGACAGGAGCAAGGUCAGGAUUUAGUCUCGCAGGAACUCCAUCCCUCCAAUGAAGACUCAGCUGCCUAGACCACAACCUGAAUCUACCUCUUAUACGGCAUCUAUCAUUACCUCAACAAUGACCACAAGAACUGACUUCUCAUCAUCUCAGGAGGUCUCCCAGACCCAAAGUUCUUGCAGUCAGGACCCUAUGUUGGUUCGACAAGAGGAGACUUUGUUGGAAACCACCGAGGAGGCCCCCAAGCCUCGGCGCAGCAGGAAACUCAAGCGUUUCAGCUCCAGGUGGCCAUCAAGGGGCUCGAACAGCAGCAGCAACCUCUCCCUCCAAGCAACCAAGACAGAGAGGAAGCGCCGUAAGCUUCUCGGCGACGAGCACCCAGUGCAUGUGACUGCCAGCAACCAGCGCCAGCGCUACGUGACCAAGGACGGCAAGUGCAGGGUCAACUUAGGGCCCAUUGAGGACAAAAGCCGCUUCCUCUCUGAUAUUUUCACCACGCUGGUGGACCUCAAGUGCCGCUGGUUCCUUCUGGUCUUCACCAUGUGCUACAUCCUCACGUGGGUGGCCUUUGGCGGAAUCUACUUCCUGGGCGCCUGGCUGCGAGGCGACAUCGAACAUGUGCACGACCCACGCUGGCGGGCAUGCUACGAGAACGUGGACGGCUUCCUGUCAGCCCUGCUGCUGUCGCUCGAGAGCCAGAGGACCAUCGGGUACGGCUCCAGAAUGGUGACAGCGAAGUGCUCCGAAGGGGUGGUGCUCCUGAUGGUACAGUCCAUCCUGGGCUGCAUCAUCGAUGCUCUCAUGGUGGGCUGCAUGUUUGUGAAGAUCUCCCGCCCCCAGCAAAGGGCACAGACGCUCAUCUUCAGCAAACAUUGCGUCAUAUGCGAGCGGGAUGAGAAGCUCUGCAUGCUCUUCCGCAUCGGGGACCUGAGGGAGAGCCACAUGGUGGAUGCCAAGAUCCGGGCCAAGCUAAUCAGAUCCAGACAGACCAGAGAGGGAGAGUUCAUCCCACUGGAGCAGUCCGAGAUCAACAUGGGCUACGACACGGGCGGAGACAGGCUUUUGCUGGUGGAGCCCCAGACCAUCACUCACAUCAUCAACGAAAACAGCCCCUUCUGGGAGGUGGGUGCCGAUCGUUUGAGGAGGGAGACCUUUGAGAUCAUCGUCAUCUUGGAGGGCAUCGUGGAAGCCUCGGGUAUGACAUGUCAGGCGAGGACGUCCUACACGGAGGACGAGAUCCUGUGGGGUCACCGGUUCGAGUCAUGCAUUUCCUUAGAGAAGGGUGCCUUUCGCGUGGACUACAGUGCGUUCGACAAAACCUUCGAAGUCCAAAUGUCAAAACUGAGCGAAAGAGACAGGAGAAAUGCAAUGGAGCAAGACCUUUCGUUUUAGGUGGAGAACUGUCUGCCUUGUGACAAUACACAUCAGUGGGGGUCCAAGACUUUCUCCACUGAGAGCCACAUACAGAAAAACCAGACAACAUGGAGGCCAUUUUAAUAUUUUAAUUUUGUAAAACCAAACCAACAAAGAUAUGGCAAGAGUUAUUAUCAACAUUUCAACUUUACACCCUUUCCCUGUCCACACACACACACACACACACAGUUUUCUUGUCUAAUUGUAUUUUUUAGAAUGCAUCGUGGGCCAAUAACAAACAAGUGGUGAGCUGCAAAUGGCCCCCUGGCCGCACUUUGGACACCGCUGAUACACGGUGUAUACUUUGCUCAUAAGCGACUGUUGUUCUCAAAAGUCUGCUUUUGAAGUGUUUAUAUAAUUUAUAUAUUUAUGUAACACUACAAUUCUGGUGCUAUGUACAAAACAGUAUCCAUUAUUUUACCGUCCAUACGCUGUAUGUGACAU
This is a messenger RNA of Dunckerocampus dactyliophorus (ringed pipefish), 1897 nucleotides long. Its product is annotated as G protein-activated inward rectifier potassium channel 3-like. The transcript is spliced from 3 exons. The coding region runs from base 92 to 1432 and encodes 446 amino acids. Gene Ontology annotation, biological process: regulation of monoatomic ion transmembrane transport; potassium ion import across plasma membrane. Gene Ontology annotation, cellular component: plasma membrane. Gene Ontology annotation, molecular function: inward rectifier potassium channel activity. Lineage: Eukaryota; Metazoa; Chordata; Actinopteri; Syngnathiformes; Syngnathidae. The record is from RefSeq and is a predicted model, not a curated record.